This is a messenger RNA of Colletotrichum orchidophilum, 471 nucleotides long. RefSeq names its product prefoldin subunit. Bases 1 to 471 code for a protein of 156 amino acids. Gene Ontology annotation, biological process: protein folding. NCBI's taxonomy places the organism in Eukaryota, Fungi, Ascomycota, Sordariomycetes, Glomerellales, Glomerellaceae. Gene Ontology annotation, cellular component: prefoldin complex; cytoplasm. The transcript has 3 exons. The record is from RefSeq and is a predicted model, not a curated record.
AUGUUGUCACGGCGCAUGCUCACAAAGGCGGACGAGGAGUCCGUCGGCGACGAGGUCGAGGUGAGAAGGGAGGACCAGGACAAGAUCAACAAGUUCAGUCGCCUGCAUCAGCGCGAACUCAUAAUCGAGGAGGAACUCAAGGACAAGAGCGUCAGUCAGAUCCCUACCGUUCGACAAGCGACAUCAUCUAAUGUUUCCGUGCCUUUGCAGAAAGAGAAGGAAGAACUCGACGAUCUCAGCACAGAAUUGGAGCUCGCCGACGAAGACGAGACAGUACCAUACAAGAUCGGCGACGCUUACUUCCACGUAUCACAGCCUCAAGCAAUAGAGAUGCUCGAACAGGCAUCGACCAAGAUCGAGGAGGAUGUUGAAGGGUUGGAAUCGAAGCUGGAAACAAUCAAGGAGGAGAUGAACCAACUGAAGGUUGAGCUGUACGCCAGAUUCGGAAAGAGUAUCAACCUCGAGACAUGA